AUGGAAUUUACUUUAAAUAUCUUUACUUUAAACUGCUGGGGCAUACCAGUUGUUUCUAAGAAUCGCAAAGAAAGAAUUGAAGCUAUAGCCACAUAUUUACAGAAGGCUUCCCACAACAUUGUUUGUCUACAAGAAGUAUGGUGUGAAAAAGAUUAUUUGUAUUUGAAGGAUCAGCUACAGAAGCAGUUUCCAUUUUCACACUAUUUUUACAGUGGUGUUUUUGGGUCAGGUUUAUGUAUAUUUACAAAAUGGGCUAUUCAAGAUGUCUUCUUCCAUCAGUGGCCACUAAAUGGGUACAUACAUAAGAUUCACCAUGGCGAUUGGUUUGGAGGAAAGGGUGUGGGUCUAUGCCGAAUUAAAUAUAACGACAGGCUAAUCAAUAUAUACUGCACUCAUUUACAUGCAGAAUACCACGAGGAUGAUAUAUACUUGGCUCAUAGAGUAUUACAGGCAUAUUCUACUGCGGAAUUGGUUAAUUUAACUUCCUCUCCUGCCGAUGUAUCAAUACUGGCUGGUGAUCUCAAUGCUGCACCUGGAGAUUUAUCGUUUAGGUUAAUUACUCAAUUACCGUCUCUACUGGACCCAUACACUCUACUGGCUGAUCAUGAUCAGUUUGCCAAACAAAUUGGAACUAGUGACAACAUAAACAAUAGCUAUUCUGAUCCAAAGUUGGUAAAACUAUGCCCUGAAGGGAAGCGAAUAGACCAUAUACUAUUUCAUGUUGAUUCAAAAUAUGAGGCUCAAGUAAAUAGUUACGGUAAUCCCAUGGAGGAGAGGGUUCCCGGGGAGCCAUUUUCUUAUUCUGACCAUGAUGCUGUUGCAUUGGAAUUAAAAAUAAAACCUUCUCAAAGUAAACCAAAGAGGCAAUAUAGUGAAGAGAAACACUUUCAGGAAACUAUAGAAGAGGCAAUAAAAGUUUGCAGGGAGGCUACUGUGACUAUAACGAAAUCUAAAAAACUAUUUCUUAUGACGGGGGGCUUAAUAUUCAUGUUUCUUUUAGGUUCUGUUGGCUUCUGGCCUAAUAACAUUAUGACUGAUAUUUUAAAAAUAAUAAUGACUGGAAUUUCAUUUUAUUAUAUUAUUAUGGGGACUUUGUGGAAUAAAAUCGAAAUGAACAGUCUUAAGGCUGGUUUGACUGCACUUGAAAAUUUUUAUAAAAGUCGUAAUUAUAAAAUUAUCGAUUAA
Molecule: messenger RNA, 1185 nt
Organism: Danaus chrysippus (African queen)
Lineage: Eukaryota; Metazoa; Arthropoda; Insecta; Lepidoptera; Nymphalidae
Source: the annotation of a GenBank genome assembly